Messenger RNA from Sorghum bicolor (sorghum), 2852 nucleotides. Its product is annotated as EH domain-binding protein 1-like protein 1. The transcript has 2 exons. Gene Ontology annotation, molecular function: nucleosomal DNA binding; double-stranded DNA binding. Gene Ontology annotation, cellular component: nucleolus; nucleus; chromatin. The record is from RefSeq and is a predicted model, not a curated record. Gene Ontology annotation, biological process: chromosome condensation; negative regulation of DNA recombination; regulation of DNA-templated transcription. The coding region runs from base 212 to 2521 and encodes 769 amino acids. Lineage: Eukaryota; Viridiplantae; Streptophyta; Magnoliopsida; Poales; Poaceae.
GCAGACCAAUCACGCCAUUUGUCGGAAUCGGCGGCUUCGCCUACUCGCAUCACCCGCGCCGCACCGCUCUCCUCCUAUCCCAGCGCCGUCGCGCAGACGCAGUCAGGAGAUCCCCAAUUCCCCCGUUUCCCCAAUCCCCAGAUAGUAGUAGUAGUAGUAGUAGUAGUAGGGGGAAAAACAAGGGGAAAGAAACAGCAGCAGCAGCUAGCGGAUGCAAGGCGAAAUGGUGGUUCCCGUCGCGUCGCCUUCGUCGGCGGCGCCGGCACCCUCCGCCGGCCGUCUCCAUCCGACAUACAAGGAGAUGAUCAUGCAGGCGCUGACGGAGCUCCGGGACCCCGGCGGGUCGAGCCGCAGCGCAAUCGCUAACUACAUCGCCGACCACUUCUCCGGCCUCCACUCUCGCCACGACGCCCUCCUCUCCGUCCAUCUCCGCAGCCUCAGGUCCCAUGGCCAACUUCGCCUCGUCUCUGGCAACUACUUCGUCUCCGCCGCCACUCAGCAGCCUGCUCCGGGUCAGAAGCGUGGUCGGGGCCGGCCUCGCAAGAACCCAGAUUUAGCCCCUUCCGCCUCGGUUCCGGCGUAUCAGGGCCCCAAGCGAGGGCGUGGACGCCCACGCAAGGACGCCCAAGACCCGGUGGCUUCCUCUCCUUCGCCGCUGCAGGGGGCAAGUGCUCCGCCGCCUCCAUCUGGGGUCAAGAGGGGUCGUGGACGCCCGCGGAAGGACGCCCUUGUCCCUCCUCCUUCCUCUUCUUCGCCACUGCUGGGCGCGAUUCAUCCGCCGCCUCCAUCUGGGGUCAAGAGGGGCCGUGGACGCCCUCGGAAGAGCGCCCUUGUCCCUGUGCGUUCCUCCUUUUCACAGCUACUGAAAUCUAUUGCUCCACCACCUCCGUCUGGGGUCAAGCGGGGGCGUGGACGCCCGCGCAAGGAUGCCUACCCUGCUGUGGCGCCGUUGGUUGGAGCUGAGCAGGGACCUUCUGGUGGACAACCACAGAGAAAUACGGCUCCUCUCUCACCGCCACCUGUCCGGCCGUCCAGGGUUGCUGUUGAUGUUAAUGCUUUGCGUGGUUCCUCCAUGAACAUAUCUGCCUGUAGUAACAGUGUGGUUGGUGGGAAAGAGAAGAUGGAACCUGAAUCUGUGCAGUCCGCGGAUGCUUCAUUGGCUAAGAGAGGGCGUGGGAGGCCCAGAAAGGAGAAGGCAUUGGAAACUAGCCACUUGAAAGCCGCACAGAUGACUGAGGGUCAACUUGAAGCUCUGACUGCACAAGCUGCAGACCAAGCUGAGGCUGUCCAAAAUGAAGUUGAAGCUAGGGAUUUGCAAUCCUUGGGUACUUCUUUGACAGAGAAGAAAAUGACUGAGAGUCAACAGGAAGCUCUGACUGCACAAGCUGCAGACCAAGCUGGGGCUGUGCAAAAUGAAGUUGAAGCUACGGAUUUGCAAUCCUUGGGUACACCUUUGACAGAGAAGAGAGGCCGCGGGCAUCCUAGAAAGAGGCCGUUGGAAACCGAAACUUCAGAAGCAAGGGUUGCUGCAUCAGCAGUGAAGAGAGGCCGUGGGAGGCCAAAAAAGGAGAAGACUUUAGAAACUGGGGACUUGGAAGUUGCACAGAUGACUGAGGGUCGACAUGAAGCUCUGCAUGCACAAGCUGUAGACCAAACCGGGCCUAUGGAAAAUGAAGUUGAAGCUAGGAUUUUGCAAUCCUUGGGUACUUCUUUGGCAGAGAAGAAGAUGACUGAGGGUCAUCAGGAAGCUUUGACUGCACAAGCUGCAGACCAAGCUGGGGCUGUGCAAAAUGAAGUUGAAGCUAGGGAUUUGCAAUCCUUGGGCACUUCUUCUACAGAGAAAAGAGGCCGCGGACGUCCUAGAAAGAGGCCGCUGGAAACCGGAACUGCAGGAGCGGGGGUUCCUGCAUCCACAGUGAAGAGAGGCCGUGGUAGGCCAAGAAAGGAGAAGACAUUGGAAACUGGGGACUUGAAAGUUGCACAGAUGACGGAGGGUCAACAUAAAGCUCUGCCUGCACAAGCUGUAGACCAAGGUGGGCUUAUGCAAAAUGAAGUUGAAGCUAGGAUUUUGCAAUCCUUUGGUACUCCUUUGAUGGAGAAGAGAGGUCGUGGGCGACCUAGAAAGAGGCCUCUGGAAACUGAAACUACAGAAACCCAAGUUGAUGCAUUGGUGAAGAAGCGAGGGCGUGGCAGGCCAAGAAAGGCCAGGCCUUUUGAAACUGGAUCUGUGGAAACUGCAGUUGAGGUGUCUAGGGACUUGGCAGAAGAUGGGCCUGAAAAAGAUGGGGAUGUUGUGUCAGGGAAGAAAGCAGAAGCUCAAGGUGUACUUUUGGUUGAGGAGAUAGACAAUGGCACUGCAGAUGCUGGAUGUUUGGUAGUGCCAAGAGAGGAGGUAGCAAUUGCUCCAAUGGAUGCUGGAGGUGUGCUAUUAUCUGGAGAGGAGGCAGCCGUCGCUCCCAUGGAUGCUGGGUGUGCAACGCCAAGGGUUGAUCCGAUGGAUGUGGGCACCAAGAGUCAUUAGUGCUCUGAUGGUGGCAACAACAAAAAAGAAAGAAAGAGAGAAUGAUAGUACCUGAAAGGUUAAGCAGAACAUGCAGCUGUAUAAGUCUGUUCAAGGAUAUAAUUAAUAGACAUACUGCAAAUAUUGCUAUAUGUUUGCACCAAGUUGAUUACUCGUAUGUUUUUGAGCAGUUCCAUUGGAACCUGCAUUUGAUGGGUUUCACUUUUGAGGUUGGAUUUAAAUAUCAAAUUCACAUCUUCUUCCUUUGUCAAGGACUAUAACAUUUGUAAUUUGUUGCUUGUACUGAAAACUAGCCAUGAUAAAGUUCAUUUUCCAGUUUCAACAUCUUUUA